UCGGGAAAGGGGCGGGGCCAGAAUCCGAACCCAGUGGGCGGGGCUUCUGGCUGUCAAUCACAGUGCAUCGGAGACAGAGAACUGCGAGAACUCAGCAGAAGUGAACAGAAGUGUGAGGAGAAUCAAGUCUGCAUCAUGAGAGCCUGUGUCCUUCUACUGCUGGGGCUGCCUGUCCUGAUGGCACAGCAGACGUCUUACUUGGACUAUGGAGAUCCAGAUCCAUUUGAUUAUGGCCACAAUCCAGAGCUUUCACCACAGCUGCCAGCUGGACAGACCGCAUUGGAACUUCAGACAGAACCCACAGAACCUGGACCACUGGACUGCCGUGAGGAAAAGUAUCCCUGCACCAGACUCUACUCUGUCCACCAGCCAUGUAAACAAUGUCUUAACAACAUCUGUUUCUACAGUCUUCGCAGGGUGUAUGUUAUUAAUAAGGAGAUCUGUGAGAGGACAGUUUGUGCCCACGAGGAGCUGAUUAGAGCUGAUCUGUGUCGUGAUCAGUUCCCACGCUGUUCUGUUGCUGCUGUGAUUGGUCAGUGUGGCACGCUUGGGGGCAACUGUGGAAAAAGCUGUGGAGGCUGUUAAAGACAUACGCUGUAUACACACACACACACACACACACACACACACACACACACACAAACACACACUCAAAUGUGACCUGAACAAAUAGUUAUCUAUAAGCUACAAACGUCCCUCAUGCUUGUAAACACCUGCUUGUUUGAGGAGAAACUCAUCUUCACACACCUUCUUCUUCAUGACCACGUCUUCAUCCUUCUCAUUCAUAAAUCCUGCGUGUGUGUGAACGGUGUAGCUCACAGCUGCGGCCGUCCGGGUGUGUAGUAGAGAAGCGCUGAUGCUGUAUAAAUAUAAGGAAGUGUGUCUCAUUCAUCUCUGUGUGACUGGAUGAAUUUAUAUAAACCCGUAUUUACAUUUAUACUCCUUUUCUGAAUUUAUGACGUCACUGAUGCUGUAGAACCCGGUGCUAUGAAGGAUGACGGCGAGCACAGGAACAGCUAGAGGAACUUUUAAAAAUUGUUACUGUAAAACUAUCACUUUGUACUGUUGUGUGUUUUUGUUGUGUUAUAUUUGUUGUUGAACUUGACAUAUAACUGUUUUUAUAAACAUGCUGCAGGAUCUUCCUCCUGAUCAUCAAUACAAUCAGCAGUGUGUCAUUAAAGACAGAAAACAUCACACAAAAUCCUGGUCACUCUUCUCAGAUUCUGCUCCUUCACAAAGUGUACGUCUGUGUUAAGCAACUAAUAAACGCUAUACCAUGAAA
Messenger RNA from Tachysurus vachellii, 1282 nucleotides. RefSeq names its product microfibril associated protein 2 (gene mfap2). The transcript has 9 exons. NCBI's taxonomy places the organism in Eukaryota, Metazoa, Chordata, Actinopteri, Siluriformes, Bagridae. The record is from RefSeq and is a predicted model, not a curated record. The coding region runs from base 136 to 585 and encodes 149 amino acids. Gene Ontology annotation, biological process: embryonic eye morphogenesis. Gene Ontology annotation, cellular component: microfibril.